Messenger RNA from Danio rerio (zebrafish), 4968 nucleotides. NCBI's taxonomy places the organism in Eukaryota, Metazoa, Chordata, Actinopteri, Cypriniformes, Danionidae. The record is from RefSeq and is a predicted model, not a curated record.
AUUAUCAAAUGAUUAAGUGAAUACUGAUAACUAUGUGAACAAAAAUAUUUUUUGUAAGGUAAACAGCACAAAGAAAACGUGUUUUAUUAGACCAAAUAAAACAAUCACCAGAUUUCUAAACAUAAAUCCAAGUGGAAACUUAUAAAAAACUGAGCAAAGCCAGGCCUGCAUAUGCGCACACAGGGUUAGAUAAAGCAAUGAGGCACAGGUGAACACAAUACUAUAGGUUGCUAUAGCAACAUAUGAUCAUAUAUUAGGACGCUAGGUCAAACUGAUCAUUAAACACUCAAACUAAGAGUUUGUUACAUGAUAAUUCAAAAACAUAAAACAGAUUUUAUUUCCUUUCGUAUUUUUAAAAAUGCUUGCCAUUUAGGCAAAAAUGUUAUCAAAAGAAUCCCCUUCAAAUAGUUGUUGUGUAAAUAAAUUGCCAAAAAAAUAAAGAGGUUUCCGUGUUUAGACAAAAACUGAAACAAAAUCCUAAUAAUUUUGUCUUUACACUAAUUAUAUGAUAAGUUUAGUCUCUUUUAUUAUCUUUAUUUACAGUGUUUGUUGCACACAGUUACACAGUAACAGCUUUUUACGCUGUGUUAAAAAAAUAAAGCAUGUACAUUCUCAAGUAAAAACAAAUCAAGUCAAAACAAACACCUCACGUGAGAGUCAAACAUCCACAGUUAACACUUCACUCAUGUAAAACCACAUGGUUCGGCAGAAUGAACAUGAAGUUUUCUAUCUAAUCAGACUAAGAUAAGCUGGCACUAGUCUCUAGUGUGAAGGUGUCCGACACUGAAACCCCCCUCCCCCUCUGUCUUUUUGGGACUUUGCUCCCCAUAUGAACACAUUAGAAUUCUAUCAGUGAGUGUGAAUGGAUCAGAUGGAUAUUGGAAAGGACAGGAUACACAGCCUGUUAUAAAAGAGAAGAGCCCAGGACAUUAAUCAAUCUAUGAAAGCUCAGAGCUUCACUGCACCACCAGCAGAUCUCAUGAGAAUCACUGGAGAACAUCCUUCAGAUCUGUUUCCAAGGACAGUCCGGAUUAAAUUUUAAUUGUGAGCACAUGCCUUUGGGAUUUGUAUUUUGGAGCUGAUUUUUCUUUUUAGAAGACUCAUUUUAUGUAAGUUCACAUCCAUAUUUGGGACUGAGACAGGGUUAAAAAAUGGAAGAAGACAUGAAGGAGCUGAGAAAGAGAGUACCGUAUCACAUCCAGAGAGAAGUGCUGGAUGAGCUCAGCGUCGACCAAGUAGCUGAGAAAUCAGAUUUCAACAUUUCAGUGAAAGAAAAACUCAAGGAUGCUGUCAGGUGUACAGGCCCAAAGGCUAAAAGCUGUUUCCUAUCCUUUAUUCCUCUCCUGGCUUGGCUCCCUAAAUACCCAUUUCGAGAAAAUGCCAUUGGAGAUCUAAUAUCAGGAAUCAGCGUAGGAAUCAUGCACCUGCCUCAAGGUAUGGCAUAUGCUUUGCUGGCUGCCGUUCCUCCUGUUUUUGGCCUGUAUUCGUCCUUCUACCCCAUUCUUAUAUACUUUAUAUUUGGAACUUCUAAACACAUCUCUGUCGGUACAUAUGCAGUUAUGAGUGUUAUGAUUGGCAGUGUGACAGAGCGUUUGGCUCCAGACUCAGACUUCACGUUCCCAGGCAACGAAACCAACAGCACCUAUAUAGACUUUAGCAGCCGUGAUGCAGAGCGGGUCAAAAUCGCUGCCACUGUCACUUUCUUAUCUGGCAUUUUCCAGUUGCUCCUCGGUGUGGUGCGCUUUGGUUUUGUGGUGACGUAUCUCUCAGAGCCAUUGGUGAGGUCUUACACGACAGCGGCUGCUAUACAUGUCAUCGUGUCCCAGCUCAAAUAUUCCUUUGGCAUCAAUCCACAUCGAUACAGUGGACCUUUGUCUCUCAUAUAUACAGUCAUCGAGAUUUGUGCAUUGCUUGGAAAGACCAACAUCGGUACACUGGUUGUCAGCAUUGUUACUAUUGUUGGCUUAAUCAUUGCAAAGGAACUCAGCGCAUUGGCAGCAAAAAAAAUCCCUAUUCCGAUUCCAGUUGAGCUAAUUACUAUUAUUAUAGCCACUGUGGUAUCAUGGUAUAUGGAUUUGAAGACCAUUUACAAAGUCGAAGUUGUUGGCGAAAUCCCAUCAGGUCUGCAGGCUCCAGUGGCACCAAAGGUCUCACAGCUGGGUUCAAUGGUCGGGGAUGCUUUUGCACUGGCAGUAGUUGGUUAUGGCAUUGCUAUUUCACUGGGAAGAAUUUUUGCCCUCAAAUAUGCCUACAAAGUUGACAGUAACCAGGAGCUCAUAGCGCUGGGUCUGUCUAACUCAAUUGGAGGCCUGUUCAGCUGUUUUGCCAUCAGCUGCUCUAUGUCUCGCAGUAUGGUGCAGGUCAGCACGGGGGGGAAAUCACAGGUUGCAGGAGCGAUUUCUGCUCUGGUGAUUCUGGUGAUCUUGUUAAAGAUUGGAGAACUCUUUGAGGAGCUGCCAAAGGCAGUGCUGGCGGCUAUAAUCUAUGUAAACCUGCAAGGCAUGAUGAAGCAGUUUGGAGACAUCUGCUCUCUCUGGAGGACCAACAAAGUGGAUAUGGUGGUGUGGGUGAUGACUAUGAUCCUGACCAUUUUGUUUAAUCCUGACAUGGGACUGGCUGCGUCUAUCGCCUUCUCCAUCCUCACCGUGGUCUUCAGAACUCAGCUACCGAAAUACUCCAUUCUUGGGCAGAUUCCUGGCACUGACAUCUACAAACCAGUAGAGGACUACAAUCAGGUUAAGGAGAUUCCUGGUAUUACGAUUUUCCGUUCAUCUGCAACAUUGUACUUUGCUAAUGCUGAAAUGUACAUCGAUGCCCUCUAUGAGAAGACUGGUGUAGACGUGGCUAAACUUCUCUCACACAAGAAGAAACUGCAAGCAAAAAGACUGCGAAAAGAAAAGAAAGCUGCCAAGAAAGCAAAAAAAGAGGCUAAGAAAAGAGCAAAAGAAGCUGCACGCCAAGCUAAGGAAGAGCCAGUGUUUUCAGACACAGAAGAAAGCGAGGAAGAGCCCGAGUUGGUUUCACACUCACAGACUAAUGGAAAUGUGCACGAGUUAUCGGUUAAAGAGCCAAAAGAUAUGGUUGUAGUAGAAGCAGGGCCUUAUACUGACCCCGACACACCACUUCCAAAGGCAAUCAUUCUUGACCUGAACCCAGUCAACUUUCUGGACACAGUUGGUGUGAAGACGCUACGCAAUAUUUAUAAAGAUUAUGGAGAGGCUGGUGUGCAGAUAUACUUGUGUGGCUGCCAGAGAGGUGUUGUAGAGAGUAUGGAGAAGGGCGAUUUCUUCAACGAGAAAGUGACUAAAUCGAUUCUCUUCUCCACGGUACAUGAUGCGGUUCUUUACUGCCAGCAAGGAAACAAUGAGAAGGUCAUGCAAGGAACACAUUUGUAAAUCGAAUGUGAAAGACAACACAAAGCUGGAUUUUUGUGUAUUUCGCCAUGAGGAUGAAUACGUAUACAGGAGAUUCAUAAUGUGUUAUUUAAAAUAAUAAUCAUCUUUGAAUGGGAAAUAUGUGAGAAUGGAUUUGCUAUGGAGCUUUAUUAUGCAAGUAAAAUGAAAAGAAUUGUGAAACUAUUCAGGUUGUGACACUGCAGGUGUUUUAUAGCGCUAAAAUAUUACACAUUGAGUUUCUCAGAAAUAUACUCAGAGUUCGUGGAAGCUUUACUACAUUAAGUUCCACUUUUAGCAUUAGCAAUGUAUGCUACAGUUGAAAAGUUUGGGGUCAGUAAGAUUUUUAAAAGAGCAAGGAUACAUUAAAUUCAACAUAGGCUCAUUCUGAAAACGUUUCCCCUAUAUACUAUCCUGGAGAUUACGAAUUAUGUAGCCAGAGCUACGUAUGGCUGCAUUUCGUCUUUAGAACAAAUGCUACAGGGCGGUAUGACGCUGUUCCCUUUCUCGCUUACCAGCUGACAGAUUACCUCCGUAUGGACAGCUUUUCCACUGUUACCAGUUUGCCCGGUAGCUUGACAUUAGUGAUGCGCGGAUGGUGGUUAUAUCGGCAGGUGCUGCAGAUAAUCAGCGGGUCGGGCGGGUUGGGUAAUAAAAAAAUACAUUAUGAUUAAUUGCUGGUCGGUUGCGGGUGGAUGUUGCCAGACAUGGCAGUGGACCAGCGAAAAAGUAGAGAGUGGGCUUUGCAGGAUGGGAAGAUGAGACUCCCAAAAUAAUGGAUGAAUUGCAGAGUAGCCUACUGUUCAAAGAUUCAGUUAGAGGAGGACUCUAACUGAAAAUCUGCUGUCAUUCUAGGAAAAACUAGAUUGCUUAUUUCCAUGAUUGCAGCGCAUUGCGAGGAGAAUCUUGUUCAUUCCUACAGCAAGCGGUGCGAGCAAACGCUCAUUCAGUGCAGCUGGCCGUGUUUUGAGGGCGAGGUAGAAUCUCCGAAUCCAGGCACAGUAGAUGCUAUUCUGUUUUUGCACAGUAAACAUAACAUAGCUACCAUUUAGGCUGCAGUGGCACUCUUAUUGUUAUCUUGUUCCUGAAUCUGUAAAAGCUAAAUGUCCUAUUUUUACUUUCUGUAUCUAUUUAAAAAUGAAGAAAAUGUUGUGUAAAGACAAAGCUUUGUUUUUAUAAAAAAAUUUUCAUGUAAAAUAAUUUACGAUUAACGUAUUAUUUUACUAUCCACGGUGACCUAUCAUCAUGCCUAAAACAAAUGAUUAAUUUAUUAAAGUGACGAUCGGGUGCGGGGCGGUUGCAGAUACCUUUAUCAGAUACUGUAAAACUGUAUGUGCGGGUGGAUGGCAGGUAAAUGAUUAGUAUGAAGCCGCAGAUUCGGGUGUCGUUUCAGCUGAUCUGCGCAUUUCUACUCGACACGUACUUUGGCAGACUUGAGAUGCAGAGCAGAGUUGAACACGACAACGGGAUUCAAGUCCGGUGAGGAACGGUUCCAGAAAGCAGGUAAGACAAAAACAGAAGCCAAAAUCUAAAAAGAAACAAGUAAAUAACAGGGUGAAUAUGUGGUAAAAUCUGA